AUGAAACAAAUUUUACUUAUUCUGAUUAUUUAAGUAUUAAUAACUUCAAAAAGGGUUGGAAUCUCAGAGUUAAAUUAAAUUUAAUGCAUAAAAUCAAAUUGCAAAUCAGAAUUACAAAAUUGUUAUAAAGAUGAAUCAUGUUUUUCUGUCAUUCAAUUAUGUAAUAAAGAUUUUGAUAACACUCAAAUAGCACAAAAUGUAAUAUCCAUUAUCAUGAAAUUAGAUGAACAAUUGUUUACAUGAUGAAACUAGAUCAAAUUUUUACAUUUAGUGUGUAGCUAAUAAAUGCCUAAAAAAGUUAUCUGUUAAUUUUAGUUCAUUUUGA
Paramecium sonneborni is the source of this 325-nucleotide messenger RNA. NCBI's taxonomy places the organism in Eukaryota, Ciliophora, Oligohymenophorea, Peniculida, Parameciidae. The record is from the annotation of a GenBank genome assembly.